This is a messenger RNA of Microdochium trichocladiopsis, 678 nucleotides long. RefSeq lists its product as uncharacterized. The transcript is spliced from 2 exons. The coding region runs from base 198 to 497 and encodes 99 amino acids. Lineage: Eukaryota; Fungi; Ascomycota; Sordariomycetes; Xylariales; Microdochiaceae. The record is from RefSeq and is a predicted model, not a curated record.
CGUCUGGGAGCAGCUGAGGGUGCCUCCUUUUGUGUAUAUAACUGUCCUUGAUAUUCCAGCUCAUAUCACAUUUCACAUCAUCAACACUCUCAUCAAUAACACAAGCAAACAGUUCUCUGUGCAAACUCUCUUCCCCAACACACUCUUACAACCAACUUGAAAACUUCACAAGUUUUACAACACCACCAACCACCACCAUGCCUUACAGAACCCGCCACACUACUACCACCACCACCCGCCGCCGGGGCGGUCUCUUCAGCGGCAGCCAUUCCAAGCCUGCGCGCACCCACCGCACCCACCACACCACCGCGGCCCCGGUCCACCACCACAAGCGCAAGACGACCCUGAAGGACAAGGUCAGCGGCGCCAUGCUCAAGCUCAAGGGCACCCUCACCCACCGCCCAGCCCAGAAGGCUGCCGGUACCAAGCGCAUGCAUGGCACUGACGGCCGUGGCAGCAGACGCAGCACCCGCCUCACAACUCGCCGCCACUACUAAAUAGUCAAGUGCGGAUGAUGCGAGUAUUUCACGCCUGCCAUAUGAUAUAGGCGUGUAAUCAUAAUUAGCAGAGGUUGUGGCUGGCAGCAGAAACACGUGUGCCAGAAUGGUCUGGCCUCAUGAUUUAUGAGUUGUACGAUACCCCAUAGCGACCAAUUUCAAUACGAAAUAUAUCAAGACA